Molecule: messenger RNA, 390 nt
Organism: Ostrinia furnacalis (Asian corn borer)
Lineage: Eukaryota; Metazoa; Arthropoda; Insecta; Lepidoptera; Crambidae
Exons: 4
Coding region: 1-390 (129 amino acids)
Source: RefSeq, a predicted model, not a curated record
AUGACUGAGACACCACACAAUGCAAUAGCGUUAAAGGACGUGCAAUUAAUCUCGCCCUCCGCGGUGAGGCUCGGUGACACAGUGUUGUUAAUGUGCAAAUGGACCCUCGAGGGUAACGAGACUCUGUACAGCGUGAAGUGGUACCGGGGCAGGCAGGAGUUCUUCAGCUACCUGCCCAAAGAGUUCCCAUUCACGAGGAUCUUCCCGUCGCCCGGGAUCGAUGUCGAUGUGUCAAAAUCGACGUCACAGCAAGUGGUGCUGCGGGAAGCGACGCGUGCGCUCGCCGGUCGCUACCGCUGCGAGGUCUCAGCAGAUGCGCCUUCCUUCCACACACAAGUUCGGUCGGCGUACAUACACGUUGUCGCUAGUACUGAAAAGAAGUACAAGUAA